Hydra vulgaris (swiftwater hydra) is the source of this 5725-nucleotide messenger RNA. RefSeq lists its product as uncharacterized. NCBI's taxonomy places the organism in Eukaryota, Metazoa, Cnidaria, Hydrozoa, Anthoathecata, Hydridae. The record is from RefSeq and is a predicted model, not a curated record. Gene Ontology annotation, molecular function: protein binding; calcium ion binding. Gene Ontology annotation, cellular component: membrane.
UAUUUAACAGUUGUUUGGUCACAAUGGAGUUAUUGGUCACAGUGCACAGAAUCUCUAAAUCAAACUCGAACUCGAGUUUGCAACAGUAAUCAAUGGUUAAAUUGCGCAGGUCAAGGUAUUGACCUUAAAUCAUGCAGUAAUCCAGAAAUAUGGGGAUCAUGGAGUGAAUGUUCGGUUACAUGCGGAUUAGGUAAUAGAAGUAGAGUUUUAUUAUCUUCAAACGACUCAAGAGUUGUGUUGCAAAGUUGUUACGUAAUCAAAUGUCCUGAUGUUAUAAUACAUGUUAACGAGAACCAACUACAAACUGAAUCAUACAAAACAACUGUAAGUAUUCUCACGUGCAGUAAUGUAAAAAUGAUACUUGAUUUUGGUGAUCGAACACCUGUUAUAAAUGUAAGAAAUAUCAGUUCUUCUACAUUAAAAGAUUGUACCUACACUGAAUAUCAUAGGUUUUCUAUCUGUCAAUCAUACAUAAUCACCGCAAAUAUUUUUGAUGAAAUCAAAAAUACCACCACUCCCUUAUUUACCAGUUCUGCAAAUGUAAAAGUGUUUUGCUACCUAUCUCCUUUAAAUGUCACUACAACGCCACUAUUAUCCCAUGAUGGAAAUGUUCAAUUAUCUUUAACCAAAAAUAUAAUAUUAGAUAUCAGUCAAGAGUCCGGAUCAAAUAUGAUAUAUUCAAUUGAUUGGGGAGAUGGUAGUUUUACUGUUAACAAUCAGACCUUAAAUCUAAGACCAGUUUCAUUUCAAGUGCAGCAUAUAUAUAAAAGUACUAACAAUUACACUAUUUCUGUUACAUGCAAGAACUAUAUGCAGACCCUUACUCCUAUAUUUAUUGAGGUAAUUCAGGAAUUUCAGGCAACAAAUUGUUCUAUACCUAAAAUAUAUUUUUAUUAUGGAACUGUUUACAAUCCGAUGAUCAUCAUUAAAAAUGUUGGAAGAGAUAUAACAGCUUUUAUUGAAAGUGUUAGUUCGUUUUGUAAAAACAAAACACUUACUUUUAAGUGGGAACUUACCAGUUCUGGUUUUAAAUCCGAAGUAACUCAACAAAAAGGCAUUCUUUCUCAGCAAAAAGUUACCUAUUCAAUUGCAAAAAACUCACUAGAUUAUGGUGUUUACAUAUUGUCAUUGCAAUGUAAUUACGGUAAUGCUUCAGCUGUUUAUACUGCAUACUUGAAUGUUAUAUUUUCACCACUGUAUAUAGAAAUUGAUAAUGGUUUAUUUGUAUCUGUUGCAUACAAAAAGAUAAUUGGAAAUGAAAGUUUUUAUCAAAACUUCAAAGUAAGUGCAAAGUCUAGUUAUGAUCCGGAUGAUCCAACAGUUGGAACUCAAAAUAUAACUUUUCGAUGGAGGUGCAAAGUUGCUACAAACUUUACUAAUGCUAAAGUUGCGAUGGAAAAUUUUAAACUUUUGAAUCUGACAUUUGCAAGUGACACUUGUUUUAAUGAAGUCUGGACAGAUAUUCCUUCAAUUUUUUCAGAAUUAAGCUUUAGUACAAAACAGUUUUUAGAGGAAAUAAGUUAUCAUGUAGAAACUUGUGGAACAAAGUAUGCAGGAAAAAAUGUUUAUUCAAUUAAUUCCUACAAGACGAGCUGUUUUAUUCAAGAAGUUUUUGUUUCUGGAAGUGUUCCAACUGUCUCAAUAAAGUGCAUAUCUAACUGUGAUACUAAACUGAAUUUUAAAGAACGCUUGAUAUAUUCAUUUGAUUGCAAAGAUUGUGGCUAUCAAAGAUUAGAGGCUAAUUGGACAAUAGAAGAUGAAGCAGGAAAUUUUCCAGCAGAACUUUCUGCUCAAAAUGCCACUUCUACAGGAUUUUUAAUCCCAAGUCUUGUUAUUAAUAAAGAUAUUCUUCUCGAAUCAAAAAACUACACAUUUAUUUUGGUGUUUGGUUAUGCAAAUUCAGUCAAAAGGGCUAAAGUAAAAUUUAAAAAGUCAACUUGCUCGCAACCUAAUUCAGGAUAUUGCAUUAUUAACCCAGUUGAAGGAUAUGCUCUAAAAACAAAGUUUAUACUUUAUUGUAACGGAUGGAAAGACUCUGACGGCUUGCUAAGCUAUGCUUUUUAUUAUGACAAUGGUCAAUCUCAGCAAAUGAACCUUAGUAGUACAACUUCAAUAAAAUAUCCAAUGUUAAAUGCAGGUACUCCUUACCAACCAAGUUUAGUAAACUUUGUAAUGGGUCCAGGUGACGAGAAGAAUGAUUAUAAAAUCAGAAUCAUUAUAAAAGUAAUCGGAAAGUACCAAGCAUACUCAGAAUAUGGUUUAUUUAUUCAGGUGCAUCCAAGAAACGAUAAAAUAAAUUUAAAAAGUUUGCUAGCUGAUAUUAGUCUUAAUGAUACACAAAGUAUUACUAAUCUUGUUCAAGGUGUUAGCAAUAAUAUUAAUAAAAACUUUGAAAAUCAAUAUGGUAGCCCAUUAUUACCUGCUAAUGAUUUAGUUGAUAUGAUUGAUGAAGAUACUUUGAAACUACUAAAGCAGCAGGAAUUGUCUACUUUACAAAAAUUGCGAAAAGAAUUGAUUAAUUUAAUAAGCAAUAUGUUGUUUAAUGACUUAAGUUCUUUUGAAUCAAUAAGUGAUGCUUUAGCUGUUACAUUACAAAAUCCAUUAGAGAUUGCUCCCGAUGCUCAGAAUCAAGCAACAUUAAUAAUAGAUAAUUUAGCUCGAUUACUUACCGAAAACAAUCUAAAAGGUUUUGGAGCAGAAAAGUUCGAAACUUUGUCCCAGUCAUUUGUAAAUUCAAUUUCUAACUUGUUGCAAAUUACUGCUUUAACGCCAUUAUUAAAUCACGUGAAACAAGCGGAACAAAUAGUACCGGUAUUAAUGAAAUCUAUGAAAAGUUAUUUUAUAGCUGCACAAUCAUACAAAGUUGCAGGUGAAAAUAAAACAGUGGGUGAAACAAAGAAGUUUACUUUUUUGUUAAGAAAAGAUAUAUUAAGUGAUUUGAGUAAUAGUUUUGUUGGUUUAUCUGAUGGUGGUUUUUUUUUGCCAGACUCAAAGGAAAUGUUUAAUGAGUCUUUACAAAAUUUUCUAAUUUCAACUCAUAAUGUCAGAAUGAAAGAUACUAUUUACACAUGGGAUGUUAACCGAUCUCAAAACAUUCGCACAGAAACUCAGACCCUCUUUUUUUCUGACUCGAAUGGUCGUCCAAUAAAAGUGAAUAACCAAUUGCAACUAAUUAACAUGACAAUAAAAAAUAAACCUGAAACAAUGAAUGGAGAAGUCAUAUCUUUUGCUAUGCCUAAUGAUAUUUACAAUGUUAAACUUUCUGUAGCAUCAAACUGUAAAAUGCUUUUAAAGUUUAUUUUUAAAAACGAUGAAAAUGGUUUAACAAAUCUUCUCGUUUUCAUUCAAUAUGGAAAAAUUGCAACAAUACUAGAUUAUGACAUUAUGCUUAACAUAUCUAUCAAACAAGGUGUUGUCAUGACAAAAAAUUACAACUUAACCAAGGCAGCUGUAUUUAGUUUAAAUAAUAACACAAAUGAAUACUCGACUAGAGCUUUACAAAGAAAUCAAGAUGUUUUGCUUCUUGCUGAUGGUGCAAUUAUGUUAUGGAAUUUUGACAAUUCAACAUACUCAUUGUUAAAAAAAAGUGAACUUCAUUUAAUGUUUUUGUAUUCUGGCCCAAUUCCAGCUAAAAAGUUAGUUCAAAAUCCAUACAAUUUUGAUGAAAAAGAAUCUUCUGGGACAUUUGACUAUGAAAUGAAAUCAUUUUGUAUUGAAUGUAAUUACUGGGAUGAAGGUGCUAACAAAUGGAUAUCUGAUGGAUGUCAGGUCGAUGUUUAUUGCACAAGUUUUUUGAUGACCAAAUGUAGAUGCAAUCAUUUAACAACUUUUGGUGGAUUUUUUGUUGCUCCUAAUCGUCUUCCUACACUUUCUAUAACAAAAUUAAAACAUGGAUAUGUAUUACUAGUGGCAGUUGUACUAAUUGUUUUUUUAUGGUUGUUUGGGCUGUUAAUCACCAGAAGAUUAGAUAGACAAGAUAUUUUAAAGAUUGGUUUUUGCCCACUUGGUGAUAAUCAAAAAGAAGAUGCUUAUUUAUAUCAAAUCAUUGUAAAUACUGGGACACGAAGAAACGCUGGCACCAAAUCAAACAUCUUUUUGAAUGUUGUUGGCGAAUUAAAUGAGAGUGGAGUGAGACAUUUAAAAGAUCCAGAAAGAGAUUGCUUUCAAAAAUCAAGUUGUGACAUAUUUAUUAUGUCUACUAAGAGUACACUUGGUGAUUUAGAUUUUAUUCAUUUGUGGCAUGAUAACAGUGGUGGAGGUUGGUAUGUAAAAAGUAUAAUUAUCAUUGACCUUCAAACUGAAAAAAAGUUUGUUUUUAUUGGCGAUUGCUGGAUUGCUGUUGAUCGGGGUCUGUGUAAACUCGGUUGUGUUAUACCAGUAGCAUCAUUUGAAGAAUCAUCUAGUUUUGUUUUUGUUUUUAAAAAUCAAGCACAAUAUAAAUUGUUUAAUGAACAUUUAUGGUUUUCAAUUUUUUUACGUUCACCUAAAAGUAGCUUUACGAGAUGUCAAAGGUUUUCUGUUGCAAUAUCUUUAAUUAUGACUUCCAUGAUGGUAAGCACAAUGUAUUAUCAACGUAUUCCUCUGGCAGAUCCAGCAGUAGAAAAUAAAGUUGGCAAUUUUUUUUUUACAUGGACACAGGUUUAUGUGAUGUUGAUUUCUACUUGCAUCAAGUUUCCUGUAAAUUUUAUUCUUGUUAAGUUAUUUUGCUCAAUUAGAAAGUUUCCAGUAAAUGAUUUACGUGAUUGUUUAUCAUGUACUUUAAACAAUAUUGCUCAAAAGGAAUCAUACACUUGUAUACAUCUUUUUCAAAACAACAAUCCGCAACUAAGCAGAAGAAAACUAAGCAUUUUCAUUAAAAGAUACAUAUUGUAUUUUGCGUGGUUUUUUUGUGCUUCAAAUAUUUUUGCUUGUGGCGUUAUUGUUUUGAUGUAUGGAAUAGAAUUUGGAAACUCAAAAUCCUUGAAUUGGUUAGCAAGCGUCAUUCUUGAUUUUAUUAAAGGGAUACUUGUGUUCGAUCCGUUAAAAAUUUUUAUUGUGGUAAUUGUUAUGGUUUUUGUUGUUAAGAAAAACGAUGAUGAAACAGAAAAUAGCGAAGUUGAAAAACAGGGUAAAAGUUUGGCUUUUGAUGAAGAUUGGCUUCACAGACCUAAAAAUAAAAUAAGCAUUGAUAGUUACUGCAUUACAAUGCAACCUCUCAAUUCUUCUACUGAAAAAAAGAUGAGAGAUCUUGGAUUAAAAUACCGUAGGAUGAAGACAUUAGUUAAUGAUCUCGUUUUGUUUGUUUUUUAUGCAUGCUUGGUCUUCUUUAUUGGUUAUUUUGCUCGCGAUUGUCUCACUUUUCAUCAAACUCGCAAUGUGCAAGAACUUUUCAAUUUAAAAUUAAGGUUGCCAGUAAAUCCUAAAAACCCAACAUUUCAAAACAAAGUUUUUAACCAGAUUCAGUCCACGCAAGACUUUUGGUAUUGGUUGGAAGAAUUUUUUCUACCUCAAGUAUUUCCUGAACCUUGGUAUAAUUUGAGUAACUUUUAUUCAAAUACACACUUAAAAGACUUUCCUGGAAAAUUAUUCUUAAAUGACCUUACCUCAAAAAUUGUAAAUGGAAUACGAAUUAGACAAAUUCGCAUUAAACAAAGUAAAGUCAAACUUAAUUGCAUUGUUAACUUUUAAAUUUACUUAUUAAAUAAUAUUUUUAAAACUUGACUUAAGUUUAACCAAAUCAUGCAUA